GAUCUGGUGUUGCUCAGUCUGCAUCAAGAAGUCUGAAUGACUAGUCGUUCUGCAUUUAAAGUUUUUCUAUCUUCUAUCAAACUUAACUUUUCUGUUUUGAGAACAUCCUCAUUGGAAAACCAGAUGAAACUUUCAAUCCCUAGCAUUACAAGCAUGGGUCUUAAAGAGAAAAUGAUAAACGGUGAUGUUGAUGAAGUUGCUGAAACUGCAGCAAGUAUUUGCCGUGGUUAUCUGAAUGGUGCAUGGAAAAAAAUUACUUCUGGGGAUGUUACAGUUAAGAAGCUUUGCGGGGGUUUGAGUAACUGGCUUUACAUUGUAAGCUUACAAAAAGAAGCAGUUUCUCCUAAACAUGUUCUUCUUCGACUUUACGGGCAAACGCACUGUGAAGACGCUUUAGAAUCGGUGAUUACAGAAUCUGUUAUAUUCACACUUCUCUCCGAAAGAAAACUUGGCCCAAGACUAUACGGAGUGUUUCCAGGUGGAAGGAUAGAAGAAUAUAUCCAGGCUCGCCCUCUAAAGCAACAUGAAAUGUCAGAUCCAGAUAUCAGCCUCCUCGUCGCUGAAAAAAUGGCUGCAGUGCAUGUCAUGAACGUGCCCAUAAAUAAGGAACCAAGGUGGAUGUGGGAUACAAUUAAUAAGUGGCUUGAUAGUCUAAAUGAAAUUGCUCAUGACGAACUGAUCGGGGGAAUUUAUUCUGUUAAGCAGUUAAGAAGUGAAGUCGAAUGGUUAAGGCAGCAUCUGUCAAAGAUAUAUUCUCCAGUAGUUUUCUGCCACAAUGACUUACAGCAAGGAAACAUUCUCUUGCGCGAAGACACGUCUGAUCCGAGCAUAGUAUUCAUCGAUUAUGAAUACUGUUCCUAUAAUUAUCGUGGUUUCGAUUUGGCAAAUCAUUUUAUGGAAUGGCGUUAUGAUUAUAACCUCCCAGAAUGUCCUCACUUUUCCGUCAACAAGAACAACUACCCUUCGCACACGCAAAUGCUUACUUUCGUUGAAAAGUAUAUCAGCUCGAUGAGAGAAAACGGAGGAAAGUGUAAAGCGGAACAUGAUAGGGUCCAUUCGAUACUGAAGGAGGUGAAACAUUACAGCCUCGCAACGCAUCUUUUGUGGGGGCUUUGGGCUGCCAUUAAUGCUCACUUCUCUCAAAUACCGUUUGGAUACAAGGAAUUUGCCGAACACAGGUUGGAUUGUUAUUAUAUGUUGAAGAACGACAUACUAUCCAAGCAUGGCUUCACUCCUGAUAAGAUCAUCCCGGUCAAGAGAAAGAUUUUGGAAGCUGAGGAAUAAGAAGCAGAGAAUUGCAAUAUACUUCUGUUUUUAAAAUAUCAUUUCUUGUGAUAUACAUAUAUAAAAGAUGUAUGUAAGAGCCGGGGACUGUAAUGCCAUCGCAGGCGAAGUAGUACUUAAUUUGAAUAAGUACUCGACGCGCAUUUGUGAUAUUGAUUUACCUUUGACAUUUUACGACUGUUGAAUAGUCUUAGAAACUUCUGGCUGUUUUAGAUUAUACUGCUAUUAUAUUUAGUAAAAUGUCAAAUGUUUCAAAAGAAAUUAUCGAUUAUUAAUCUGUCGUUUAAUUCUUUCUUUCGAUAUAGAACCUUAUCAUCGUAAAUUUUAUCUCAUUGAAAGUAUUUAAAAUGAUACUGAAAUAUUCGAUUUGUAAUUUUAACUUGUCUAGAUUCAUUUUGUUUUACUCUCCUGUGUAGACUUUUAUUUUAAUGACAUCAUAACACAAAUGUAUAUAGAUAUUUCCAUGUUUAAGUUUAAAUUAUGCUUUUGUUCUAUAUUUGUCAGCGCAUCACAUUUGCAUUUAUAUAUAUAUUUUAAUUUUUUUUUUAAUUAUAGUUAAUUUAUAAAUAUAUAUUUUUGUGAUAUUUAGUGUAAUCACAGUAUUUAUGUAGCAUUUAUUUAAAAUAAUUUUCCAAUCUGUUACCUUGUAUAUAUAUUUAUAUUUAUUAGUAUUUGUUAAUUUAUUUUUAUAUUUAUUUCAAUUUAAUCCGACCAUUUAUUUGUAAUAUUCUUUGUAUAAAGACUGCUCUUGUACUUAUACUCUCUUGUUUCAAUAUUAAUGUUGAAACAGUGUCCCUUUUUCUGUAAUUCUUAUCAUAAUUUACCCUGUUAUAAAUAAAUACACUUUUUCAUGUUUUAUUUCAUGUUGAUU
Messenger RNA from Nezara viridula (southern green stink bug), 2155 nucleotides. The record is from the annotation of a GenBank genome assembly. NCBI's taxonomy places the organism in Eukaryota, Metazoa, Arthropoda, Insecta, Hemiptera, Pentatomidae.